Dama dama (fallow deer) is the source of this 2869-nucleotide messenger RNA. Its product is annotated as cytochrome P450 2C18-like. Gene Ontology annotation, cellular component: intracellular membrane-bounded organelle; cytoplasm. Gene Ontology annotation, molecular function: oxidoreductase activity, acting on paired donors, with incorporation or reduction of molecular oxygen, reduced flavin or flavoprotein as one donor, and incorporation of one atom of oxygen; iron ion binding; heme binding. Lineage: Eukaryota; Metazoa; Chordata; Mammalia; Artiodactyla; Cervidae. Bases 66 to 1538 code for a protein of 490 amino acids. The record is from RefSeq and is a predicted model, not a curated record. The transcript has 9 exons. Gene Ontology annotation, biological process: xenobiotic metabolic process.
AGGGAUUAUUAUGAAAUCUUUAGACUUCAUGCUGACAGCCAUCUGAGUGAGAAGAGACGGCGGCAAUGGAUCUGGCUGUGGCCCUGGUGCUCUGCCUCUGCUCUCUGCUUCUCCUCUCACUCUGGAAACAGAGCUCUGGGAGAGGGAAGCUCCCGCCGGGCCCCACUCCUCUCCCGAUUCUUGGAAACAUCCUACAGUUAGAUGUUAAGGACAUCAGCAAAUCUUUAAAUAAUCUCUCAAAAGUCUACGGCCCUGUGUUCACUCUGUAUUUUGGCAUGAAGCCCAUGGUGGUCUUGCAUGGGUAUGAAGCAGUAAAGGAAGCUCUGAUUGAUCUGGGAGAGGAGUUUUCUGGAAGAGGCCGCCUCCCAGUGAAUGAAAAAGUUAGAAAAGGACAUGGAAUCCUUUUCAGCAAUGGCAAGAGAUGGAAGGAGACCCGGCGCUUCUCCCUCAUGACCCUGCGGAAUUUGGGGAUGGGGAAGAGGACCAUUGAGGACCGAGUUCAAGAGGAAGCGCGUUGCCUUGUGGAGGAGUUGAGAAAAACCAAUGGGUUGCCCUGUGAUCCCACUUUCAUCCUGGGCUGUGCUCCCUGCAAUGUGAUCUGCUCCAUUAUUUUCCAGAACCGUUUUGAGUAUAAAGAUCAGUUUUUUCUAGAUAUGAUGAAAAUGUUUAAUGAAAACGCCAGAAUUCUAAGCUCUCCAUGGCUGCAGGUCUGCAAUACUUUCCCUGUUCUCAUUGAUUAUCUCCCAGGGAGCCAUAACAAAUUCCUUAAAAACUGUGCUAAUUUAAAGAGUUAUAUUUUUGAGAAAACAAGAGAACACCAAACAUCCCUGGACAUUAACAAUCCUCGGGAUUUUAUUGAUUGUUUCCUAAUCAAGAUGGAGCAGGAAAAGGACAAUCAAGAACUUGUGUAUACGGCUGAAAACUUGGCAAACACUAUAUUGGAUUUGUUUGCAGCUGGGACAGAAACAACAAGCACCACACUGAGAUAUGGGCUCCUCCUCCUGCUGAAACACCCUGAGGUCACAGCUAAGGUCCAGGAAGAGAUUGACCGUGUCAUUGGCAGACACCGGAGCCCCUGCAUGCAGGACAAGAGCCACAUGCCCUACAUGGACGCUGUGGUCCAUGAGAUCCAGAGAUAUGUUAACCUGGUCCCCACCAGUAUACCUCAUGCAGUGACCCAGGACAUUAACUUCAGAAACUACCUCAUCCCCAAGGGCACGGAUAUAUUAACAUCACUGACUUCUGUGCUACGUGAUGACAAAGAAUUCCCCAACCCUGAGGUAUUUGAUCCUGGCCACUUCCUGGAUGAGAGUGGCAACUUUAGAAAGAGUGACUAUUUCAUGGCUUUCUCUACAGGAAAACGUGUUUGUUUGGGGAAGGGCCUGGCCCGCGUGGAGCUGUUUUUAUUUCUGAUCACAAUUUUACAAAAAUUUACCUUGAAAUCUGUGGUUGACCCAAAGGACCUCGACAUCACCCCAGUUGUCAAUGGGUUAGCUUCUCUGCCACCUUUCUACCGGCUCUGUUUCAUUCCUGUGUAAGGAAUGUUAGAUCAUCUGGCUUCUUCACUGAUGUUGUCUUUUUUUUUUUUUUUUUUUUUUUUUUUUUUAGUUGGAGGCUAAUUACUUCACAACAUUUCAGUGGGUUUUGUCAUACAUUGAUAAGAAUCAGCCAUAGAUUUACACGUAUUCCCCAUCCCGAUCCCCCCUCCCACCUCCCUCUCCACCCGAUUCCUCUGGGUCUUCCCAGUGCACCAGGCCCGAGCACUUGUCUCAUGCAUCCCACCUGGGCUGGUGAUCUGUUUCACCAUAGAUAGUAUACAUGCUGUUCUUUUGAAACAUCCCACCCUCACCUUCUCCCACAGAGUUCAAAAGUCUGUUCUGUAUUUCUGUGUCUCUUUUACUGUUUUGCAUAUAGGGUUAUCGUUACCAUCUUUCUAGAUUCCAUAUAUAUGUGUUAGUAUGUUGUAAUGUUCUUUAUCUUUCUGGCUUACUUCACUCUGUAUAAUGGGCUCAAUCAAAAAAAUGGGCCAAAGAACUAAACAGACAUUUCUCCAAAGAAGACUUACAGAUGGCUAACAAACACAUGAAAAGAUGCUCAACAUCACUCAUUAUUAGAGAAAUGCAAAUCAAAACCACAAUGAGGUACCAUUACACGCCAGUCAGGAUGGCUGCUAUCCAAAAGUCUACAAGCAAUAAAUGCUGGAGAGGGUGUGGAGAAAAGGGAACCCUCUUACACUGUUGGUGGGAAUGCAAACUAGUACAGCCACUAUGGAAAACAGUGUGGGGAUUUCUUAGAAAACUGGAAAUAGAACUGCCAUAUGACCCAGCAUUCCCACUUCUGGGCAUACACACUGAGGAAACCAGAUCUGAAAGAGACACAUGCACCCCAAUGUUCAUCGCAGCACUGUUUAUAAUAGCCAGGACAUGGAAGCAACCUAGAUGCCCAUCAGCAGAUGAAUGGAUAAGGAAGCUGUGGUACAUAUACACCAUGGAAUAUUACUCAGCCGUUAAAAAGAAUUCAUUUGAAUCAGUCCUAAUGAGAUGGAUGAAACUGGAGCCCAUUAUACAGAGUGAUGUUGUCUUCAACUCCCUCUCAUCUGCAGCAUUGUUCACCUGCUUCCCCUCAUCUUUCCUGAGAGUGCCUGCUCUGACCUCUCUUCAUUCAUUGUGCAAUUUCACUGCAGAAGUGUAUCUGCUCUUCUUAAUACUCUGUAACAUCUGUAUUGGCUUCCAGAUAAUGCACAUAAUUAUCUGAUGUUGAGUAGUUCCACAUGCAUAGGACUAUAUACUCCAUCAAAAUAAAACAAGAUUAUUACUCUCUGUACAACACAGAGCUAUUUCUGCUAUGCCUGUUCCUAAUAAAACACAUA